Messenger RNA from Folsomia candida, 3284 nucleotides. RefSeq names its product glutamate receptor ionotropic, kainate 2. The record is from RefSeq and is a predicted model, not a curated record. Bases 315 to 3113 code for a protein of 932 amino acids. Gene Ontology annotation, biological process: monoatomic ion transport. NCBI's taxonomy places the organism in Eukaryota, Metazoa, Arthropoda, Collembola, Entomobryomorpha, Isotomidae. Gene Ontology annotation, cellular component: plasma membrane; postsynaptic membrane. Gene Ontology annotation, molecular function: glutamate-gated receptor activity. The transcript is spliced from 20 exons.
UUGAUCUCUCUCCCUCUUUCUCUGACCCGUUCGUGCUACAAGGUUAUUUUCAUGUCAACAAAUAUAACAUAAAUACGUUUACAAGCCAUUAUUUCUGAAAUUAUAGUCAAUUAUCUUCCUAUUAUCAAGCGUUAUUAUGAAGAAGCCAAAUAACUUAUUCAGUUACGAAGAAUUCGUUAAAAUUCUGAACAUUUGGAACAAAUCCAAACUACACAAAAUUUCCGAUUGUUCCUUGUACAGUUUGUUUUAAGUCUUUCAUUACAAAAUUUACAUACGUGCCAAAAGGCUGUUCCUAUUAAAAGAAAACUAUUGCAAUGAUCCUCGCAUCACUGGUGACACUUUUUGCUCUAGCGCAAUGUGCGCUUUCACUUCCGCAACUGUUGAAUGUUGGCAUCGUCCUCCCCGAAGAACAAAGAGGUGGAACGAUCGAUUUUGGGUAUAAGUGGGCCCUCAAGGUCUUAAAUCGGGACAAAGUCCUCCUACCAAACACAACUCUGGUGGGGAAGACGAUGUACGUCAAGACAGGGGACUCAUUCCGAGCGUCAAAAGAGCUCUGCAAACUUCUGGGCACGGGUGUGGUCGCGAUUUUGGGAGGAGCUUCAAAUUACGACCCGUCCCUCGAGUGGAAACUGUUUUGGACGAGUGCCACGAUGGAUAUCCCCCUCUUCUUCUCCACCCCCUCAUUCGCCCACUACAAACCGGCACAAAAGAGUGGCAAAGGUCGAGACCAAUUUGCGGUGAGGCUCGCACCAACGCUUCAAGUGUGGGGACAACUUCUGCGAGAACUAACAAAGUACCUGGGACUCCAAAGCGUCGCGAUUUUAUACGAGGACGAGAGGGGACUGAUGAGGACGCAAGCAUUGUUGAGAGAACCGUCCCCCGUGGAGUACAUCAUUGUGCGAAAGGUGUCCCCUGAGCGUUACGUGAACGUGUUGAAGGAGGUGAAAGGCAGGGAAAUACGGCAUCUCAUCAUUGAUUGCAAGUUGGACAGCUUGCCAGACCUCUUAAAAGCAAUUUUAGAAUUGCAAAUGACCAGCUACAAAUAUCACUACAUUUUAACCAACCUCGAUCUCAGUACGGUGAACAUGUCUGACUUUACGAGUGCUCAAGUCAAUCUUACCUCGUUCCAAAUUGUUGAUCAAAAUGGGCGAUUUCAAAACGAGAAGUGGUUAGAAUUAAAGAAUUUUGGAGAUGAAGAACUCAACAGAGGAAUCUUCGACAAGAAAACGCCUGCAAUUCAUACUGAGACAGCGUUCGCGUUCGAUUCCGUCAUGGCACUGGGUUUGGGCUUAUCAAGUUCUGACGCAUCUCACACAAUUCAACCUGCAAACUUAUCUUGUGAUCUUAAAAUUGAUCGAGUUGCUCCUUGGACGGAUGGAUUAUCACUGCUGAAUUACAUCACCUCAGUCGACUUUAAAGGAAUCUCAGGAAACGUUGCGUUUAAGGAGGGGGAUCGAUCCUCGCUAAAAAUUGACAUCACUCGUCUCGUUCCAAAUGGAUGGAAACGAGUCGGAAUGUGGACGCCGGAUAGACUUUUGAAUAUCACAAAGCCAAAAGCAUUCUGGGAUUUGGGACUGACAAAUGCCACACUUUUGGUCACUUGUGUCCUGGAAAAACCUUACGUUCAACUAAAACAAGGCGGAAACUGGACGGGGAACGACCGAUUUACCGGAUUUUCCAUCGAGCUUUUAAAGAAAAUCGCGGAGAAAGUACACUUUAAAUAUGUCCUCGAGGUAGUGCAGGAUGGGAAGUAUGGCGUUUAUAAUGAAGAAACCGGCGAGUGGAAUGGAGUCAUGAAACAAUUGAUUGAAAAGUCUGCAGACCUGGCGAUUGGUGCUAUUACUAUCAACCAUGCUCGUGAAAGCGUAAUUGAUUUUACGAAACCAUUUAUGAAUUUGGGAAUUUCAAUCCUCUUCAAGAAGCCGCAAAGAAUGAAACCGCAAAUUUUCUCUUUUCUGAACCCUUUGGCGCUGGAGAUCUGGCUGAGCGUCGUGGUUUCCUAUGUGCUCGUCAGCAUAACCAUGUUCGUUGUUGCCCGUUUCUCUCCGCACGAAUGGUCGCCCACCACGGCGGCAAUGAGUUAUGGUCGUGGAGCCACGGUGGGCGUGGUUCGGAACCAAUUCAGCCUGAAAAAUAGCUUCUGGUAUCCGAUCGGAACUCUCAUGCAACAAGGAUCAGAUCUCAAUCCGAAAACUGCUUCGACCAGAUUAAUUGGAGGGCUUUGGUGGUUUUUCAGCAUUAUAAUUGUUUCCUCAUACACGGCAAACCUUGCUGCAUUUCUAACCGUGGAAAGAAUGACCACACCUAUUGAAUCUGCCGAAGAUUUAGCUGAACAGUCAGAAAUUGCGUACGGAAGCCUGGAGUCGGGGUCAACUAUGACGUUUUUCCGAGACUCAAAAAUAGAAACUUAUCGGAAAAUGUGGCUCGUUAUGGCGAACAAAAAGCCGUCAGCGUUCUCUUCAUCCUACAGAGAAGGGAUCAGUCGUGUGCUGAAAGGAAAUUACGCAUUUUUCAUGGAGUCCACUACAAUUGAAUAUGUUACGAGGGAAAACUGUAACUUGACGCAGAUUGGGGGACAAAUUGAUUCAAAAGAUUACGGAAUCGCUUUGCCGAUUGGAAGCCCUUGGCGUGACAAGAUUGGGCUGGCAAUCCUGGAAAUGCAAGAGUUGGGGGUUAUUCAACAGGAACGGAAUAAAUGGUGGGGUUCCUACAUUACUUCAGAUCCUGACCAAGAUUAUUACUGCAAUGUGGACUACAAAAAACAAGAUACGAAAGCAUCCGCGUUGGGGGUGGACAAUAUUGGAGGAAUUUUUGUAGUCUUAGUGGUCGGACUGGUAAUUGCAAUAGCAGUCGCGAUAUGUGAAUUUUGUUGGAAUGCGAGAAUAAACGCGUCCUCAGAUCAUGUCGGACUUUGUUCCGCAAUGGCGGACGAGGCAAGAUUUGCCUGCAGAUGUCGAGGCCCUCGGCGUCGACCGGCACUAACUCAACAUUGUGGUCGAUGUCAAACUGGUCACUCGAAACCAGCCCAGCCCAUCACUUAUCAUGACUACCACACUUAUCCACACCAGCAUUAUCAUCAGAAUGUGAACGGGCUUCAGGCACUCCAACAGUGAGUUGAUUGCAUGUGCGAGUAUCCAGGGAUCUCGUACACCCACUGGAAUUUUGUCUUUGAAUAAUGAACAAUAUUAAAAACCUUUCCUGAGACUAUAAUCACCCAACUUUCAAUAAGUUAAAAAUUAUAAUAAAGUAAAAUAAAAUAUGGAAUUAUAUUUACUUGUACUUAA